AAAUUUUCCUCUCUGUUAUCAUUAUUUAAAUUUAAAAUGUUGAGGUUGCAAGUAAAAUCAUUUAAAUAUUGUUUUCAUAAAUUAAUCCAAACCGACCGACGCGGGAGAAUGUUGGGAUUGGUCUCGCGUACGAAUUCUUCCACGUGUUUUUUUUUUUUUUAAAAUUUUCCAAAUUAAUUAAGACGAAAAAAUGUGUGGAAGUAGGUGUAAGUCAAGUGGUCAAGCUUUUGAAUGCAAAGUUUUGUCUGGGAAAGCAAAUUCGGACCGGAACUCUUUGUUGGAUUUGGGUGUCAGAUAAAAGUUACACAUCAAUCAAAUUAUCUUCCCGGUUCCCUCAACCAAGUCCAUUAUCUGUGAGUAAUGAGUGUGAAGAAAUUCCUACCGUUACACGCUUUAAUUCUGGUAGGUUUCCUGGAUCUUGUUUCUCUUCUUGAAUUUGAUUUGAUUUUGUGUUUGUUGGAUUUUGCCUUUUUUUUUUGGGGAGGAUUGGUAGAGGGUGAUGUGGGUAUGGUUGAAUUCAGAGUGUUCGUAGCAAUUUGAUUUAUGCUUGUAUUGAGUUCUGAUUGGAAUUCAGCUCAAAGGUGUUUUUGUGUUGAUGGGAAGAGAAAUAAGGGAACAGUGUUUCCAAUGUUGGUGGAUGUUUUGAAGGGAUUUUGCUUAAUUCUAUGAGUUUAGCAUGAUCUUGGCGGAUUUUCUGUUAUUUUUAUAGGAUGAUAGAGUUUGUUUCAGAAUCUUCUUUUCCUCUUUUAACAUGGAUCACAGUGCUUGGGAGAGUAUCACUAAAUUAUGUUUCCUGUGUAAUUGUAUGUAAUAAUGUCAGUCAAUGCUGCGGCUGGAGCUAAAAGAUAGUUUUUAACCUUGUCCUGAUGAUUAUAAAAUCAUUUGGAGUUU
Messenger RNA from Rubroshorea leprosula, 891 nucleotides. The record is from the annotation of a GenBank genome assembly. Lineage: Eukaryota; Viridiplantae; Streptophyta; Magnoliopsida; Malvales; Dipterocarpaceae.